AUGUCCGAACCAACAAACACAAAGACGCCUACUCCCUCAAACCCCUCCUCUCUGAAGCCCCGCUACGAAAUCCGUAAAUUAGAAUCCAAACAUAUCCCCUGGGCCACCGCAAUUCUAGCCCACAGCCAUGGCUUUCACUCAUCAGUCUGGCAAUACAUCUGGCCAGACCGGGCGCUCGGCCGCUGGACUUUAACGGGCGCUAAACAAAUGGAGUACCUCGUAGAGCACCAAAUUAACUCUGGGCUCUCAUACGGCGUCUUCGACACAGAAUACAAGUUCAAAACUAAAGAGGCGGAAGACGUUGGUGGCAAAUUGUUCUGGGAUGUAAAUGAACCAGAAGAAAACAGUGUCGAACAAAGUCAAGGAAGAAAAGCUGAAGGCAUGAGAUUACUUCGACAGAUGGAUUUUCCGUUGGUCAGUAUAGCAUUGUCUUACGAUGGCUUUAAUGGACUUGAUCCUGCGAGGAUGGGACCGUUGCUCGAGUCGCUACCGGAAUUCAGUCUACUGUAUGGUACCCUGGAGAAGCGCGACCCGAGGGAUCCUUCAGAGUGGAAAGCCACUGCGCCUGGACAGCUGGUUGGCCGCGGUGGUCAAGCCCUCAUAGCGUUCAUAUCAUGGCGCAUCUUUGCCAGAUACGUCACGACUUCGAUGGAAGUCACGCCUGUCACGUUUGGAACGUAUCGAACGAUAUUUCUACCAAACGGGGGUCUCUUCAUUGCUAUCCCUCGUAUGAUUCGAGAUUUUGUUACAUGCCAUGGACUACACUCGAAGAUAGCCAUGGUCUUCAUGGUGUAUACCAUGGCUUUCACCUUUGUGUACCCAACCCUUGCCAGCGCAAUGACCGGUUAUAGCGCGAAUGUUGAAGCAUUCAUAAGGACAAUUCCAGGAGAUUAUGUCCCUCUCACAUCCUUUGGUUACGUUUUCUUCAUCAUCCAUGACGGGUCGCGGAUCGAUCAAGGAGAAGACUAUCUUGUUACGGGACUUCGCAACAUACCAGGCAAGUAUCAGCCAGAUUCUUCAUCAUAUGGUAUGAUCAAUUCGGACUUCGGACGCUGCUUCAGUUGGUACGGCCAAGAAUAUCAUUCAGAUUGCGAAAUGCAACUCAAUGUGUCCGAUUAUGCGCUAGAAUACGGUCUCAACGGACAAAAUACGUCAAACUCGACUUUUGGGGGAAGAUUUUUGCAGCCCCCUAUCCUAAACAUCUCAGCUCCCUUUCUAGAGAGAGACCCGAGCCGAUCAGAGCGGUUCAUCGGACAAAGUCGUCCUGACUUUCACCCGAUCGACGAUAAAUCUAAAGUGCUAUGGGGAUACGACGAUCGAACUUACCACCUAGAUUAUAUGGCGAAACACGGACAAUGCCAGGCUGUAUCGGACUAUAAAUGGGGCUUCUCCUAUGUGCAACUGUUCAUUAUGAUCAUCCUCCAUUUAAUCUGGACUUCUGGGCUCUACAUCAUGUGGCUCAGAGCCUACAUGAUCAUGAAGAGGCGAGGGCGUGGGAAAGAAGACGUGGCAGGAGAGCAUAAAGCUGUGUUUGAGCUUGCAGCCGCCAUGCGAGAACAGAUGAACGAACCUACAAAGGAAGAAGGCGAUGACGCGUCUACGUUCACCGAAGCCACACUGCGUCGACGCAUCACGAAAGACUUGCGUGGAGGGUCCAUCUCGUAUACUACCCCAUUACUUCCCAACGGGGAAAGCAGCGAGGAAAUGAGUGUCAGAGCCUGGAUCAAGAGCUACAAGCUGUCCAUCCUUGCCAUGGUCGCAUGCGUUGCGGCGAUGGUGUUCGAUGUGCUUUAUUUGCUAGAGAUGAGUUGUAUAGUCCUCCUCCCUUUACCCGGUGUGUUGGCUGUCGCUUUGUAUAUCGGAUCAACUAGGAAGAGUCGCAUCGUUUUAUCUGUUUGGAUAUUCCUGCUCGUCACCAUCCCGACACAAGUCGGUCUAUCUAUAGGUACACAUUGA
Molecule: messenger RNA, 1956 nt
Organism: Alternaria atra
Lineage: Eukaryota; Fungi; Ascomycota; Dothideomycetes; Pleosporales; Pleosporaceae
Exons: 5
Coding region: 1-1956 (651 amino acids)
Source: RefSeq, a predicted model, not a curated record